This is a messenger RNA of Amaranthus tricolor (Joseph's coat), 2545 nucleotides long. RefSeq names its product protein DAMAGED DNA-BINDING 2. The coding region runs from base 124 to 1782 and encodes 552 amino acids. Gene Ontology annotation, biological process: DNA repair; response to UV. Lineage: Eukaryota; Viridiplantae; Streptophyta; Magnoliopsida; Caryophyllales; Amaranthaceae. Gene Ontology annotation, cellular component: nucleus; Cul4-RING E3 ubiquitin ligase complex. The transcript has 11 exons. The record is from RefSeq and is a predicted model, not a curated record. Gene Ontology annotation, molecular function: protein binding; damaged DNA binding.
AUACGUCCCAAUCACCUUUUCUUUUGAGUUUCCUAAAUGAAGUCGGUUAAUGUUCUUACACUAUACAGUUUCAUUCAUACUGAUUUUCUGAGAAACAUAAAAAAGUGAUUAGAGUGACCAAAUAUGGCUCCAAUAACAAGAAGAGCAGCAUUACCAAAAUUUUUUAUUGAUUCAGAUAAUAAUUCUGAAGAAAGUUCUUCUGAUGAAGAAGUUGAAGAUGAAGAAAAUGGUGUUGUUGAAAGUGAAGAAGAUGAUGGAGAAGAAGUAGAAGAACAAGAAAAGGAACAAAAUGUUGAAGGGAUUAACAAGAAAGAGAAAAAACCCAUCACUAUUUCUCUUAAAAAAGUUUGUAAAGUAUGCAAAAAGGCAGGACAUCAAGCUGGUUUUCAAGGGGCUACAUAUAUUGAUUGUCCUAUGAAGCCUUGUUUUCUCUGUAAAAUGCCUGGCCAUACAACGAUGACAUGUCCUCACCGUAUAGCUACCGAGCAUGGCGUCGCUCCUACACCACGCAAAAGCACUCGUCACUCAGUGGACUUUGUAUUUGCACGCCAGCUUAGGCCACGUGUUCCUGCUAUCAAGCCUGGGUAUCUGAUCCCAGAUCAAGUGACACGCGCAGUUAUCAGAUACCAUAGUAGACGAGUUACGUGCUUGGAGUUUCAUCCUACCAAUAAUAACAUUCUUUUAUCUGGGGAUAAGAAAGGACAACUUGGAGUCUGGGACUAUGACAAAGUAUAUGAAAAGAGAGUCUAUACAAAUAUUCACUCUUGCUUACUCAACACUAUGAGAUUUAGUUCAGUCAAUGAUGGAACUAUUUUCGGUGCAUCCUCUGAUGGAACUAUAAGUUGCACGGACUUGGAAACUGGAAUCUCAGAAUCAUUGAUGGACCUUAAUCCUAAUGGAUGGCAGGGUCCAAGCAGUUGGAGGAUGCUUUAUGGCUUAGACAUCCAUUUAGAGAAGGGGCUUGUUCUAGUUGCUGAUAACUUCGGAUUUCUGUACAUGUUGGAUACGCGAACCAAAAGUAAAACAGGGGAGGCUGUUUUGAUUCAUAAAAAGGGCAGCAAAGUUGUUGGGUUGCAGUGUAAUCCUGUGCAACCAGAUCUUCUCUUGAGUUGCGGAAACGAUCACUUCGCUCGUUUAUGGGAUGUCCGCCGAUUAGAAGUUGGAUCAUCUCUUGCUAAUCUUGCUCAUCGUCGAGUUGUUAAUUCUGCUUGUUUUUCCCCACAUACUGGGAGCAAAAUUCUCACUACUUCACAAGACAAUCGUAUUCGUGUUUGGGAUUCUAUUUUUGCCAAUAUGGAGACACCUAGUCGUGAAAUUGUUCACAGUCAUGAUUUCAACCGCCAUUUGACUGCUUUCCGAGCUGAAUGGGAUCCCAAGGAUUCCACAGAGUCUCUUGCUGUCAUUGGUCGUUACAUCAGUGAGAACUACAAUGGCGUAGCUCUGCAUCCGAUUGAUUUUAUAGAUGUGAGCACUGGACAAUUAGUUGCAGAGGUGAUUGAUCCGAAUAUCACAACCAUCAGUCCUGUGAAUAAACUACAUCCUAGAGAUGAUGUUCUUGCAUCUGGUAGUUCAAGGUCUUUAUUCAUCUGGAGGCCCAAGGAUAAAUCUGAGGAUGAGCAAGAGAAGGACGAAAAGAGAACAAUCAUAUUCUGUGGAAAGAAUGACAAGAAAUUGAAUAAGAAGCUUGGUGGUGAAAGUGAUGAAUCUGAUGACGAAAUGUUCAAAUCUAAGGCCAAGAUGUCAAAGAACAAGUCGCCUGGCUCGAGAAAAGUAAAAAGGUGACGUUACUACACUAAUCAUCCUUAAGGGUGUUUUUGAGGUGCCAAGUGAAUCAUGAGUAUAUAUUUAUAUGCGUAGCGUGAUCAAGAUCAGACUUCCUCUGCAUAAACCUUUUCAAUGGCACUGGUUUUUGAGUUACCAUUUUUAGUCCUGAAACACAGGCAUGUAGGACAAUGUAUGUACUUUAGUUAACUGUUUUGAGUAUAUUGCUUGCUAUAAGCAGUCUCAUCAUUUUGCCUAUAAGAUGGGUUGCAACUUGCAAGGGCUAAGAACUGUUACUGUAUAGAAACUAUGUAUUUGAAAACUUUCUGUAUUUGAAUCAUAUGUGGUUCAUUUGUUGGUAGUAGAGGUGUUCAUUCGGUUGAUCGGGUCGGUUUCGGACGGGUGUUAUUCGGUUCGGUUGCAUUUCGUAUCGGUUAUUUUUCGGCUGUGUGUUACAACGGGUCACACUCGGGUCGAGUCGGUUAGAGAUCGGUUAUGCAAGCUAUCUGGUUAGCAUCAGUUCGGUAUCGGUUGAAGUUCGUGUCGAGUGUCAAUCGGUCUCGGGUUGUCAUCGAUUACUAAUUGGUUCGGUUUUUUCGAGUACAGAUCGGGUUCGAGCUUUAUUUUUCGAGUAGUUAUCGGUUACGGAUAACUAUUGAUUGGGUCAAUAUCGAAAUAAGUUAAUAGUCAGGUUUUUAAUUGGUGUAUGCUCAUUUACUUACAAAAAAUAAUUACCGAUUGUUUUAUCAGAAAUAGCAGAUAGGGGUGUCAAACAAGUCGAGUU